GGGAAGACAUGCCCUAUGUGUAAUCUAUUUCUAAUGUAUCUGGAUCCGUGGUGGCAAAUUCGGAUCUGUACAUACCACCGUACAUGGUAAAGACAGAGCAUCGUACACUUCGUUUUACUAUUUCUUAUGUGAAUUCGAGUCUGGAUUAUGGGCGUCCAGAGAAGAGUGUGGGGACACCGAGACAGCAAUUGGUGGAUUGAUUGGAGAUUGCGAGAUGGUGUAUAACGACGAGGAUCUUCUAUUUUAUUUCCUUCGGAUUCCUCCCGAGGGCGUGGGUUUGGUUCAAAGGUCUGUCGAAAUUGAUACCAAUACCUUUGAGAGGGCUGGCGCAGGAAUGGUUAAUGGAAGGUUCGCCGAGAAACUUGAUAUUCAUGCUAUCACCAUCAUCAAGUAUGAUAAUGAUAGAUUGAGCAGGUGCUGUGAGAGCCGGUUCCUAUACACCUCUCGUUGCCAACCCCUAUAUGUAACCCCACCUCGACUAUUCAUACACAAUCCCUACACUAGGUUUAAAUAUAAUUCACAUAAGGUCUACCCGAUUGCCGCAUCUAUGAAGAUGCAAGACGAAAGGAAAUAUUACCAUUAGAUAUUUUAGGGUUAUUAUCCUGAUAAUCCCAACCCUAAUUUCCCGGUUAUUUACCUAUAUUAAAUCACUCAAAGUCCCGAAAACAUGUAGGGCCUAAAAUAUACUUUCAGUACCCCUCUAAUGGCUUUUUUGAGAGUUUUCCUCUGAUUAUUUCGCACUCACUCUGUGAAGUAUCCUUUAUUU
Messenger RNA from Daldinia caldariorum, 766 nucleotides. RefSeq lists its product as uncharacterized. NCBI's taxonomy places the organism in Eukaryota, Fungi, Ascomycota, Sordariomycetes, Xylariales, Hypoxylaceae. Bases 215 to 583 code for a protein of 122 amino acids. The transcript is spliced from 2 exons. The record is from RefSeq and is a predicted model, not a curated record.